UGCAGCUCCGUCCGCAGGUCUCGCGGCAGUCGAGCGGCUUCGUCGCCCCCUGCGGCCCCAUGGCAGCCCCCGGCUCCCCGACGGAGUGCGGCUACAUCCGGACAGUCCUGGGCCAGCAGAUCCUGGGGCAGCUGGACAGCUCCAGCCUGGCGCUGCCCUCCGAGGCCAAGCUGAAGCUGGCGGGGAGCAGCAGCCGCAGCGGCCAGGCGGCCAAGAGCCUGCGGAUCCAGGAGCAGGUGCAGCAGACCCUGGCCCGGAAGGGCCGCAGCUUGGUGGGCAACGGAAAUCUUCACCGAACCAGCAGUGUUCCUGAGUAUGUCUAUAACCUACACUUGGUUGAAAAUGAUUUUACCGGUGGGCGUUCGCCUGGUACUAAAACUUAUGACAUGCUAAAGACAGGCACCACUGCCACUUAUGAAAGUCGCUGGGGGAGAGGAACUGCACAGUACAGCUCGCAGAAGUCAGUGGAAGAAAGAUCCUUGAGGCAGCCUCUGAGGAGACUUGAGAUUUCUCCAGACAGCAGCCCUGAGAGGAUUCAUUACUCACACAGUGAUUACCAGUAUGGCCAGAGAAGCCAGGCUGGGCAUACUUUGCGGCACCAAGACAGCAGGAGGUCUACCCUUCUUCUGCCACCUAGAUAUGCUCGCUCAGAAAUCGUUGGUUUCACUCACUCCGGGGCCAUGAGCCGACAUCGCCACUAUGACACUUACCACAGACAGUACCGGUACGGCUCUGUGAAUGACACCGUCUUUGACAAUGCCCCUGCCAACCCAGCGGUGCUCACGUACCCCAGGCCCGGGACGAGUCACAGCACGGGGAACCUCUUGGAGAAGGAGAACUGUCUGACGCUGGGGCCUGCCUCGGGGCAGAUCCGGUCACUGGUGCCCUUGCAGGCUGCCGGUCAGAACAGGGCCUCUCAUUCCUGGCAUCAGAGCUCCUUCCACAGCGCCCGCACGGUGAGGGAAGCCGGGCCCAGUGUCACCGUGGAUGCAGGCGGCAGGAGGAUGCACAUGACCGUUGGCCAAGUGGCAGCAUGUGGAAGUGGCAACGUGCUCAUGGAGAGAAGCACUUUGACCGACGCCCAGCUCGGGAAUGCAGACAUGGAGAUGACUCUAGAGCGAGCAGUGAGUAUGCUCGAUGCAGACCACACACCACCACCCAGAAUUUCUGCUGCAGCUACUUUCAUACAGCACGAGUGCUUCCAGAAAUCUGAAGCACGGAAAAGGGUCAAUCAGCUUCGUGGCAUCCCCAAGCUUCUGCAGCUCCUGAAAGUUCAGAAUGAAGAUGUUCAGCGAGCCGUGUGUGGGGCUUUGAGAAACUUGGUAUUUGAAGAUAAUGACAACAAGUUGGAGGUAGCUGAACUCAACGGGGUACCUCGGCUACUCCAGGUGCUGAAGCAAACCAGAGACUUGGAGACUAAAAAGCAAAUAACAGGUUUGCUGUGGAAUUUGUCAUCUAAUGACAAACUCAAGAAUCUCAUGAUAACAGAAGCCUUGCUCAUCCUGACUGAGAAUAUCAUCAUUCCCUUCUCUGGGUGGCCAGAAGGAGACUACCCCAAAGCAAAUGGUUUGCUUGAUUUUGAUAUAUUUUACAACGUCACAGGAUGCUUAAGAAACAUGAGUUCGGCGGGCCCUGAUGGGAGGAAAGUGAUGAGAAGGUGUGAUGGACUGAUCGACUCACUGGUCCAUUAUGUCAGAGGAACCAUUGCAGACUACCAGCCAGAUGACAAGGCCACAGAGAACUGUGUGUGCAUUCUUCAUAACCUCUCCUACCAGCUGGAGUCAGAGCUCCCAGAUAGAUACUCCCAGAGUAUCUAUAUUCAAAACCGGACUAUCCAGACUGACAACAACAAAAGUAUUGGGUGUUUUGGCAGUCGAAGUAGGAAAAUAAAAGAGCAAUAUCAGGACAUGCCAAUGCCAGAAGAAAAGAGCAACCCAAAGGGUGUGGAAUGGCUGUGGCAUUCCAUCGUGAUACGGAUGUACUUGUCCUUGAUUGCCAAGAGUGUCCGAAACUACACUCAAGAAGCAUCUUUGGGAGCUCUGCAGAAUCUCACUGCAGGAAGUGGACCAAUGCCGACGUCAGUAGCUCAGACAGUUGUCCAGAAGGAAAAUGGCCUUCAGCACACCCGCAAGAUGCUGCAUGUUGGUGAUCCAAGUGUGAAAAAGACAGCAGUCUCCCUGCUGAGAAAUUUGUCUCGGAAUCUUUCUCUGCAGAAUGAAAUUGCCAAAGAAACUCUACCUGAUUUGGUUUCCAUAAUUCCUGACACAGUCCCGAGUACUGAUCUUCUCAUUGAAACCACAGCCUCUGCCUGCUACACGUUGAACAAUGUAAUCCAAAAUAGUUACCAGAAUGCACGGGAUCUUCUAAACACUGGGGGCCUGCAGAAAAUCAUGACCAUCAGCUCAGGCGAUGUUUAUGCCUCCAACAAAGCAAGUAAAGCUGCUUCUGUUCUCCUCUACUCUCUGUGGACACAUACGGAGCUCCAUAAUGCCUACAAGAAGGCUCAAUUUAAGAAGACAGAUUUUGUCAACAGCCGGACUGCCAAAGCCUACCACUCCCUUAAGGACUGAGGAAAAUGACAAAGUGCGCUCAGAAAUCUCCACCUCACCAUUGUCAGCCCCAAAAAAAGUCCCAGAGGAAAACACCUAUUUUUCUACUUCCCAGCCCAAGAAACCUCAAAAAAACAUGCCCUGUUUCUUAGUCCUUUUCUAUUUUCAAGGUCCCAUCCAGAAAACAAAUAAGCAGAAUAUAAUUUUAUUAGUCUUCCAGAAAACUUUUGCAAGUUUGCUACCAGUAGACAUAACAGGCUUUUACCCUCCAAAGAUAGCGGUCUUUGUGAUUGGGGCUAAUGGCGCAGGGCCGCCUGGAAUCAAAAUGUGAAUUCAAGUGGAAUAAAUAUUGACAAAAAAUAAAGAAGGAGGUGGUUGUAUUAGUAGGAUUUUAAAAGUUUGAUUUACAUUUAUAUUCCUUUAAUGGUUUCCAUGUUUUGUCACUCAUAUGCACGUUGCUUUGCCAUUGAGCCACGAGUGUAUUGUUCUGCAGUGUUGAACAGAAUGGAAACGACAAGAAAUAUUUGCAGAGUUAUCCAGGAGAAAAUUUAAUGGCAAAAUUAUACAUUUGUUCAUUUUGUGCUUGUUUUUAUAGUCUUAAAUUUUUUUCUUUGAUUUGAAAUGAACUUAAGAAAUUUAGAUCAUAGAGCGUACAUGACUCUAAGAAAACGAAAUUGAAACGAAGUGAUCAUAGCAAAUUUAAAAAUCUUUUCACUAGAGAAAGGCAACUAUGGUUAUGAAAUUCAGUGUUCCCUCUCAACACUACGUGUAAAUACGAGCAUUGCUCAAGGAAAUACCUACCCUAUGACAACACCAUGAAAUGCGAAUCUCUCCUGAAUAGUAGAAUUCAGUGUGAUCUAUUGCCUGGACUAUUUUAGCCAUUUCAGUGGGCUGGUAGAAAAAUGGACUCUGUAUUCUUUAACUACAAAAGGAACCAAACCUCUCAAACUGGUGAGUGAAAACACAGCUCAUUUGAAUGAAUUACACUAUCAAUCAGCCCAACUUUGCCCAACAUUUAAAAAAUAGCACAGAGCCCAUAAAUCUCAUGUAAUCUUCCUCAAGCCAGCAUUUUAAGUCAAGGAAAUUCUAGAGCAAAAAAUAUGAAGACAUCAUGUUGAAGAAAAAUAUGCAAAGGCUGCCCAAAAGUGAUAUGAGAAAUACAAAUGUUGAAAAGUUGGCAUCAUCUGUUAAAGCUAAUCUAUAUCAAGUGUUCUUUUAACUGAGCUGUGAUUAAUACCAUUUGCAUAGAAUUAGUCUCCUCGGCUACAAUUCUGUUAUAUUUUGCGUUUUUUUUUUUUUUUAAUAUGACAAUGUUUGCUAUAAGAAAGUAAGAAGGAAAAAAAAAAUCCUUCCACUCCUUUUGGCCAGAAAAGUGUAAUAGAAAAUAAAUUCCCAUUUUCAAUUUGAA
Nyctereutes procyonoides (raccoon dog) is the source of this 3957-nucleotide messenger RNA. It is a transcript of the gene PKP2, whose product is annotated as plakophilin 2. The transcript is spliced from 13 exons. Gene Ontology annotation, biological process: cell-cell adhesion; desmosome organization; cell-cell junction assembly. The coding region runs from base 60 to 2570 and encodes 836 amino acids. Gene Ontology annotation, cellular component: cytoplasm; nucleus; plasma membrane. Gene Ontology annotation, molecular function: alpha-catenin binding; molecular adaptor activity; intermediate filament binding. NCBI's taxonomy places the organism in Eukaryota, Metazoa, Chordata, Mammalia, Carnivora, Canidae. The record is from RefSeq and is a predicted model, not a curated record.